AUGGAGAACGCCUUUGCCCGUCCCAUUGCGACGGUUCUCUCCCACUUCGAAGUGGACGAGCAUGACGGUCUUACCAACAAGGAAGUUGAGGAGCUGAGAAUCAAGUAUGGUCGCAAUUCUAUCCCCGACGAGCCUCCUACUCCUCUGUGGGAGCUCAUUCUGGAGCAAUUCAAGGACCAGCUAGUGAUUAUUUUACUUGGCUCCGCGGCCGUUUCAUUUGUUCUGGCACUUUUCGAGGACGAAGGCGGCUGGAGUGCCUUCGUUGACCCCGCUGUUAUUCUCACCAUCCUAAUCCUCAAUUCCGUCGUCGGAGUCUCCCAAGAAAGCAGUGCUGAGAAGGCGAUUGCCGCCCUGCAAGAAUAUUCGGCGAAUGAGUCCAAUGUUAUUCGAAACCAUGGCCACGUUGCUCGAGUCAAGGCUGACGAGUUGGUUCCUGGCGAUAUCGUUACCGUAGCCGUUGGAGACCGUAUUCCCGCCGAUUGCCGCGUCAUUGCCAUUGAGAGCAAUAGCUUUGCCGUCGACCAGGCUAUCUUGACUGGAGAGAGUGAGAGCGUCGGCAAAGAUGACGAGGUCGUCGUCAAGGAUGAGCGUGCUGUCUUGCAGGAUCAAGUCAACAUGCUCUUUUCGGGAACUACUGUCGUUACUGGGCGUGCCAGAGCCGUUGUCGUCCUCACUGGCUCCAACACUGCCAUCGGAGAUAUCCAUGAGAGUAUCACGGCCCAAAUCUCUGAGCCCACGCCUCUGAAGCAAAAACUCAACGAUUUUGGAGACAAUCUAGCCAAAGUCAUUACUGUCAUCUGCAUUCUGGUCUGGCUUAUCAACAUCCCCAACUUCAAUGAUCCCAGUCAUGGUAGCUGGACUAAGGGCGCCAUCUACUAUCUCAAGAUUGCCGUCUCCUUAGGAGUGGCUGCUAUCCCUGAGGGGUUGGCUGUUGUCAUUACCACUUGCCUAGCCCUUGGUACGCGCAAAAUGGCUGCUAAGAACGCCGUGGUGCGCAGCUUGCCCUCUGUGGAGACCUUGGGAAGCUGCAGUGUCAUUUGUUCAGACAAGACUGGCACCCUAACCACGAACCAGAUGAGUGUCAACAAAAUUGUCUACAUCAAUGAGGCCGGCAAUGACCUCAAUGAACUCGAUGUUGAAGGCACCACCUUUGCCCCCAAGGGAGCCAUUACAGCCAAUGGCAAGCCCGUGAAGGACUUGACAUCGUCGUCAGACACCGUUCGCCAGAUGACAGAAGUCGCUGCCAUUUGCAACGAUGCUCACCUCGCCUAUGAUUCCCGUACUGCUACCUUCUCCAGCGUUGGUGAGCCUACUGAGGGUGCUCUACGUGCGCUUGUUGAAAAGAUUGGACCCUGUCCUCCUAAUGACACUCAUCUCGAGGACUGCCUCCACCAUGCCAGCCACCUGUAUGAGAAACAACUUCCCCGUCUUGCCACCUAUGAGUUCUCCAGAGAUCGAAAGAGCAUGUCUGUUCUGGUCCAGAAUGGAAAGCAGAAGAAGCUUCUCGUCAAGGGCGCACCCGAAUCCAUCAUCGACCGCUGUUCCCACGCUUUGCUUGGUGCAGACGGUAACAAGGUUGCCCUCAGUGGCAAGCUUUCCGAUCUCUUGAUGAAAGAAGUUGUUGAUUAUGGAAACCGUGGUCUUCGUGUUAUUGCCUUGGCUAGCAUUGACGACGUUUCCAAGAGUCCCUUGCUAUCCGCGAAGUCGACUGAGGAUUACGCCCGCCUUGAGCAAAAUAUGACUUUCUUAGGUCUGGUCGGUAUGCUGGAUCCCCCUCGAGAAGAAGUCCCUGGAUCAAUCGCCAAAUGCAAGGAAGCCGGUAUUCGUGUGAUUGUUAUCACUGGAGAUAAUCGCAAUACAGCAGAGAGUAUCUGCCGUCAAAUUGGCGUUUUCGGUCAGCAUGAAGAUCUCACUGGAAAGAGCUAUACUGGGCGUGAAUUUGAGAACUUGAGUCCCAGUGAGCAGCUUAAAGCUGCCCAGCGAGCCUCUUUGUUCUCUCGUGUCGAGCCUGGUCACAAGUCAAAGUUGGUGGAUCUUCUGCAGUCUCUGGGCGAGGUUGUAGCCAUGACUGGCGACGGUGUCAACGAUGCUCCUGCUCUGAAGAAGGCCGAUAUUGGUGUUGCCAUGGGUUCUGGUACUGAUGUCUCCAAGUUGGCUGCCGAUAUGGUUCUUGCUGACAGCAACUUUGCCACCAUUGAAGUUGCCAUUGAGGAGGGUCGAGCCAUCUACAACAACACCCAACAGUUUAUCCGUUACCUCAUCUCGUCCAAUAUCGGCGAGGUUGUUUCCAUCUUCCUCACAGCUGCUCUGGGUAUGCCCGAGGCCUUGAUACCCGUUCAGCUCCUUUGGGUCAACUUGGUUACCGAUGGCCUUCCUGCCACCGCCCUGUCCUUUAACCCCUCGGACCACGAUAUUAUGAGGCGCCAGCCCCGAAAGAGAGAUGAGCCCCUUAUUGGUGGAUGGCUGUUCUUGCGUUACCUGAUUAUCGGAACAUACGUUGGUCUGGCGACUGUUGCCGGCUACGCUUGGUGGUUCAUGUACAACCCCGAGGGGCCCCAGAUUACCUUCAAGCAGCUCUCCCGCUUCCAUCACUGCACCGCCGACUUCCCCGAGAUCGGAUGCCAGAUGUUCUCCAACGACAUGGCCAAGGCAGGCUCGACUGUGUCACUGUCUAUCCUUGUCGUCAUCGAGAUGUUUAACGCCAUGAACGCCUUGUCGUCGAGCGAGUCACUCCUCUCACUGCCCCUGUGGAAGAACAUGAUGCUCGUCUACGCCAUCGCUUUGUCCAUGGCUCUGCACUUUGCCCUCUUGUACAUCCCCUUCUUGCAGAGUCUGUUUGCAAUUGUCCCACUCAACAUGACUGAGUGGAAGGCAGUCGUCGUUAUUAGCGCACCUGUCAUUCUCCUCGAUGAGGUCCUGAAGUUGAUUGAACGCAAUUUCUUCAUGCAGACAACAACACAUGAGACGACGGAGGGCAUCAAGGGCAAGAAGGAGAUAUAG
Messenger RNA from Metarhizium brunneum ARSEF 3297, 3000 nucleotides. It is a transcript of the gene SERCA, whose product is annotated as Calcium-transporting ATPase sarcoplasmic/endoplasmic reticulum type. NCBI's taxonomy places the organism in Eukaryota, Fungi, Ascomycota, Sordariomycetes, Hypocreales, Clavicipitaceae. Gene Ontology annotation, biological process: calcium ion transmembrane transport; intracellular calcium ion homeostasis. Gene Ontology annotation, molecular function: ATP binding; ATP hydrolysis activity; P-type calcium transporter activity. Gene Ontology annotation, cellular component: membrane. The record is from RefSeq and is a predicted model, not a curated record.